Molecule: messenger RNA, 1698 nt
Organism: Phoenix dactylifera (date palm)
Lineage: Eukaryota; Viridiplantae; Streptophyta; Magnoliopsida; Arecales; Arecaceae
Product: bifunctional riboflavin kinase/FMN phosphatase-like
Biological process (GO): FMN biosynthetic process; riboflavin biosynthetic process
Molecular function (GO): riboflavin kinase activity
Source: RefSeq, a predicted model, not a curated record
AGACGCUGUCUUCGUCUCUCCCUCAGCCUCCUUUUGUUUUGGUUUCGUUUCUAUCUGCUCGUCUCCUCGUCUCUUGUCUAAUCCCUCCCUCCCAAACCAAAGGGAGGUCUCUUUCUAGCUUGCCGGGCGGAGUCUAAUCUCCCACAACCCCCUCUAAAUCCCCCGAUUCGGAAAUGGGUCUUGUUGAUGGAGAUACGUACCUUGCAUGAGAGUUCCUUCAAGCUGGAAAAUGACUGCUUCCAAGCUUGUGACUAGGAUGAUCUCACAUGUCAUUGUAGAUUUGGAUGGUACACUUCUAAAUACAGAUGGCAUUGUAACUGAAGUAUUAAAAGAAUUUCUAAUCAAGUACGGAAAGAAAUGGAAUACUAAAGGAGUUCACAAAAUAGUAGGGAAGACGCCUUUGGAAGCUGCAAUUGUUGUUGUGGAAGAUUAUGGACUCCCAUGCACGCCUGAAGAAUUCAUGUCCACAUUUACCCCAAUGUUUUCUGACCAGUUGUGCAAUAUUAAAGCUCUUCCAGGUGCUAAUCGGCUAAUUAAACAUCUAAGGAAUAAGGGGGUGCCAGUGGGUUUGGCUUCAAACUCUCCAAAAUCAAACAUAGAAGCCAAGAUUUCUUAUCAUCAUGGCUGGAAAGGCUCCUUUACUGCAAUCGUUGGUGGUGACGAAGUGGUAAUGGGGAAGCCAUCUCCUGAAAUUUUCCUUGAGGCUGCUAGAAGAAUGAAUGCUGAUCCUUCGAACUGCCUCGUGAUUGAGGAUUCAUUGCCUGGUGUUAUGGCUGGCAAGGCUGCAGGAAUGGUAGUGGUUGCUGUACCAUCUUUACCAAAACAAGCUACUUCUUUCACUUCAGCUGAUGAGGUGAUCAAUUCUUUGCUUGAUCUGCGUCCUGAAAAGUGGGGUUUGCCACAAUUUGAAGAUUGGACAGAAGGUACUUUACCAAUUGAACCAUGGUAUAUUGGAGGACCUGUUAUCAAAGGAUUUGGCCGUGGCUCAAAGGUACUUGGAAUACCAACAGCUAAUUUACCUGCAGAAAACUUUUCUGCAUUGCUUUCGGAACAUACUUCAGGAGUGUAUUUUGGCUGGGCUGCACUAGCAACACGAGGUAUCUAUAAGAUGGUCAUGAGUAUUGGUUGGAACCCCUACUUCGACAACACUGAAAAGACUAUAGAACCAUGGCUGCUUCAUGAAUUCAAUGAGGACUUUUAUGGAGAGGAGCUACGCCUUGCUAUAGUGGGCUAUAUAAGACCAGAGGCCAAUUUUCCAUCACUGGAGAGCUUGAUAGCGAGGAUUCACGAGGAUGGGAGAAUCGCGGAGAAAGCUCUAGAUCUUCCUAUAUAUGCCUGCUACAAGGAUUCACCAUACUUAAGAAACUCCUAGCAAGUGCCAUUCAUGAGGCAAGAUGGUACUUACUUUUAAAAAAGUAGACACCCCUGUUGUGGGGCUCAGAAAAAAAAAAGAAAUCUAGCAUGUGAGAUCUCCCGGUUUAUCCAUAGGAAACCUAAAAUUCCUUAUGGGAGUUUGGAACACCCCGUUCUUUGAUCUCAAUUGAUUUGCAGAGAAAACCUUCUUAAUAGGUAAGCUUUUCUUUGGCAUUGCUCCACACUUGAUGAACUAGUUAUUCUUCUUGCGAUCCAUGUGCGCAUGCUAGAAACAUCAUAAAAUCUUAAACCAUGCAUAUUUUAUUCUUGAAUUCCAUUCGAUGC